AUGACCGAGGAAAAACGGAAAGGAGUCGCUUUGAGAGAGCUCUAUUGGAAAACCUUGGUUUUGGGCUCUCAUUAUCCGGAAGAAUUUACUGGCGGAAGGUUCAAGAGCGUCCCAACGUUGGUUUUUGUGAUUAAAUUUUUUGGAAGAUGAUUCAAAUUAAAAAAGAUUUUUAGAAAUAACUUCCGUUCAAAAAUCAGAAAAAGUGAAUUUUUAAAGAAGAUGAGAGUCACUAGCGGCUCAAAUUUUGUAGUUUUGAGCUCCUAAUUUAAAUUUAAUAGGGGCAUAUUCUACUCAAAAGUUGAAUUUCUCGGUUUGGUCUCUAGAAGUUUAUUUUCAAGAUAGUUUUAUAUCAUUGAGUUGUAUUCAGUGACAAAUUCCCGAUCGAUAUCGUGAUCGGCCUCGAGCAACUCUCCAACGUGUACAAGGUUGUCAUUGAGCCGGAUGAUGACCUUAUUCGUGAGUUUAAUGUUUCUUGGACUCUCCAUAAAAUGGAGCGGGUUAUUUAUGGGAUUCGGUUACAGCCAGAAAUGUGGGCAUUUAAAUUUCAAAAGUUGCGGAACGAGGAAAGGGGGAACCCCUCACAAGGGAGGUCAUUUUACCUUUUUUUAAUAAUUAAUAAUUUAUUGACAGAUCAGCGUGAACCCUAACGAGUUCACUUGGAUCUAGAAAUUGAGAAAAUAAAUUAUACAGUUAUGCAUCAUUUGAGUCGUGGAGGAAUAGACAAGAAGAUCUCGUGCAAUGGUAGAUUACUUUUACUUUGAUACUUUGAUGGUUCGUCUUCGCUGAUGAUCUUCCUUCUCACUAGGGGAAUGGUCUUCCCCUAGUCAGCGCGAACCACACGUCCUCCAUGCAUCCCGGUCUCUGGCGACGUCAUCCAAUGGCGUCCAUGACGGCUGAUGUUCUUCUUGAAGUGGUCUGCCCAUCGGGUCGCUGGUCGUCCGCGGGUGCGCCUCGUGUUUCUGAGAAUCCAAGAUAAUACUCUUGUGCUCCAACGGUCGUCUGUUCUUCUGAUGACAUGUCCUGCCCAUCGGUGUUUGCCGCGGCUGAUAUGCUUUUCGAGGUCUUUGAUUUGGGAUAACUGCCGAAGGUCUGUGCUUCUCUGGUUUUGGUUCCAUUGUUGGUAUCGGGUGGUGCCGAGAAGAGCUCUUUCCAGUGCGCGGUAUGCCGUUCUUAGGGCGGAGGAGGUCUCCUUGGUGUCUGGCCAAGCUUCGGAUCCGUAGGACAGGGCGGGGAUGACUGAUGCCUCGAAGAUGUGAGCUCGUAUCUUUGGGUCCUUGAUUUGGCUAGUGACUUCCCGGAUGUUGUUGAAGGCUGCCCAGCCUGCUCUUCUGAAUGGUAGAUUGACCAGUAAAUUUUUUAAAGACUUGGAGUGGUGGCUGAAUUGAAAUUUGGAAGUGAGUUUGUUCCAAGUAGGAAUUGUUUUAAAGAAAAAAUCAUUAGAAAACUGACCUUGAGAACGCAGUCGAAGUGGAUUUCGCCUUAAAUUGGACCUGAGGGCAAAAAGUUCGAACUGGGGAAAAUGAUCGAUACCGAAGACAAUUUUAUGAAGGGUCAGAAUGUCAGAUAUAGCUUGUCUGAGGUGAAGUGGAGGGAUAUCAAAUUGUUCAAGGCGAUCAGAGUAAGAUUCAAAACUUUGCGACUGGGAAUCUCCUGAAAUUCGGCCAGAACCUUCCUUGAAGUACCAGACAAAGAUCUUGAAAGUCUCAACUUGCACAACCACCUAGUCUUUGGGAAAGACCACCUUGAAGUCAAAGAGAACCCUGAAAGUCCGUUGAAAUAAGCCUUAUUGAGGCUUUGAGCCCUUAUUUUACAAAAACUAGAUAGUUUGGCAGGUUGAGACUUUGAGAAUCUUCUUCUGGUACCUCCAGGAGGGUUCCGACCUUCCUUGUUAGUUCAAAAGUUGCAUUUUUUUUUUUUGGAUUUAAAAGGGAUAUGCUAUUUUUCAACAGUUUGCUGGUGAAAUUGAACUAUUUGAUUGUAAAAAAAUUACAAAAGAACCAGAGUAUAUUUUUUAGCUGUUGAUUUUUUUAAAAUGAUCGGGUUCCGAGAAGGAUUCUCAAAUCAUUUAUUUUGUUGUUUUAGUCUGAUGUAAUCGACUAGGCGGUGAACAAGAGCUUCAAAAGCUAUAACGAACAACCGCCUUUGGCGAACUAGAAGUCCAAACGUGUAGUCGUAAGAGUAGAAAGCGUUCGCCUCGUCCUUCUGCGCGUAGUUCAUCCAGUUGCGCCUUGACGAGAUCAGAAUGUAGCGGAUGUGGUAGCUGGAACCCGGAGAUCGCGCUCUAGGUGGAAGCCUCAGAAUGAGAGCGGCCACUUCGAGUGAAGAUUUUACACGGAAUUCUCUAGGAAAUCGGUUAGAAAAAAUGUCUGAGUUGCAUAAAAAGGCGUUUUUCUCAGGUAUUCUGCUUCGAGAACAUUUUAAUCAAAUCUCUGAGUUGUGUAGAACAUUUUUUGCACUUUCUCAUUACUUAUCUUAUUCAAAAGUUCAUAAAGGCACUCAAUUAAGCAAUAAUUACAGUAAAUUUUCCAAACAAAGAAGCUUUAUCAACCUUUUUCUGCGUCACAGGUAAUCGGAUGAGUUUCUUAAUUGAAUCUCCUCAUUUAAUGAUUACCGUAAGCUUGGGAAACCUUUUUAUUCACUUUUGAGUUCAAUAAGACCAGUUUUUUCUGCAAACUAAUUAGAAAACUUCCAAUUUUCAGCCUCAAAAGUCUCGGUUCGUAUCGGGCAGGGUGACGUGAACCUUGAGACGGAUUAUAAAAAUGCCAGAUUGGCAAAAUAUCGAAAACCGGUCCAAAUGGAGUUCCAUCAACGCGGCAGGAGCAUGAGCCGCCUGGAGACAAAGUUUGUUUGAAGGAAAAUAUUUUUUAGCUUUUUAAAUGUACCUCUUGAAAAGCUCGUUCAGAAAAUAGACCUAAAAUUUUUGGUUUCAGCAAAAAAAAAAGCCUAAAUUUAGUCAUUUUGUAGGUGAAAUUUCGCUCCGACGAGAAUUACAACUUUUUAAAGAUCUCUUUCGGAUCACUGUAUCAACCGGAAAGUUUUUGAGCAUUUCUAGGUAUCCCUUUAGUGGCGUCAGAACCCUCAAGUGAUCACUUGAAAUGCUCAAAGUUGCGUAACAGAGACCCAACUUCCUAGGCUUCGAAAUGAAAAUUUUUACCUUUUUUGGCUUAUUUUUCCGAGGAAGUUACGCUCCAAGGACAAUAAGGCAAUUACAAGGAAUCUUCAGCCUCUCUUAGAAAGGAAAAAUGAAUUUUUAUGUAUGUCGAAAUUCGAAAAAUAGUUAGCCAAGGUCAUUUAGAGAUAGGGAACACUCAAAGUUAAGAGAGUUUCAGACGGUUAGAGACAUUUUAUACCUCUAAUUGCCUGAAAUAUCCAAUUUUCUAGACAGAUGAAGGUCCAAAAAAAAGGAAAUACAUAUGGAAAAAUAUUCAGAAAAGCCUUCACCGACGCUGUCGGCCAAUACGUUUGGAUAACGGUCCAUAAACCUUUGGAAAGCAAUCUGAACCCUCAUAAAUUGGUUUAGAUCAAUCGAUAAAUCAAUAAUCAAUCGAUCCAGGUCGCCAUCAAGAAGCUGACGAUCCUCGGCUACCCAUUUUCCAAAGAAGAUAUUCUGAAAAUGAUGAAAUUCGAAGAGCCGGAAGAAGAAAAGGACUUCAAGAGGCCCAUUUCUUCCUCGUCCGCUGUUUCGAAUAAGCCUCGGACUCCUGAUGUGAAACCGAAAGUUCACGUCGAGAGGUACAGCUAGUGAGUUUUAGAAAAAGGGUCGCAUUUGGAAUGGCUCGAUUUUCAUGCUUUUUGAAGCUACACUGCGCAAGUCGUUUUUGGUCGGACGCAAUCUUUGCGCCAGUGUUACGCUGAGCUCUUGUACAUCUUAUGAAAGAAGAUGACCGCAUUUGGAAUGGCUUGGCUUGCUGUUUUAAAAAGAUUUUUUUGACCGGCUCUAAAACGCUUUACCGCAUUUAGAAUGGCUAGAUUCAGAGCCUCAUAGGGGUUUAUGAUACUGUUUUGCUCAAGUAGUUUUUGGUCGGGCGCAAGAUAUUUGCCAAGAUCUUCUCAUUAAGCUAGUUCACGUGAAAAGGCUCGACGUCUUGACUUUGAUAAAGUGACUUUUUUUAAACGUAAUGAUCGCGGUUUGAAUGGCUUGUUCUUACCUAUUUGAGGCUACCUUGCGCAAGUCGUUUUUCGUCGGGCGCAAGUUAUUUUUCAAGAUCUCCUCGAUAAGCUAACUCUUGUGGAAUGGCUCGACGGAUUGACUUUAAAAAAGUAAAUUUUUUUUUUUGAAAAUCCAGGGAUUUUUGACGCCCUGAUCUGACGCUAUUUAAGGCUACCUUGCGCAAAUCGUUUUUGGUCGGGCGCAAGUUAUUUUCCAAUAUUUUCUCGAUAAGCUAACUCUUGUGAAAUGGCUCGACGGCUUCAAAAUGAAUUUUAAAAAACCAUCUAAUCAUCGCGUUUUGAAUGGCUUGACGCCUUCAUAUUACGUUAUUUGAGGCUACCUUGCGUAAAUCGUUUUUGGUCGGGCGCAAGUUAUUUUCCAAGGUUUUCUCGAUAAGCUAACUCUUUUGAAAUGGCUCGACGGAUUGACUUUAAAAAAGUAAAUUUUUUUUUUUGAAAACCUAGUGAUUUUUGACUCGCUGAUCUGACGCUAUUUGAGGCUACCUUGCGUAAAUCGGUUUUGGUCGGGCGCAAAUCUCUUUGAAAAACCGUUUGCUCUGAGUCUUUCUGAAAAAAAAUUUUAAAUAAUAGUUCAAAACGAUUCCACACGUGCUGAAAGUUCAUGAGAAUGGGUUGAAACGCUUGAUUUUUCUGGGAAUUUUCCAUUUUUAUUCCCUGAAGCAAAAGUCGUUUCAAGUCGGGCGCAAGCUGCUGAACCAUUUUCUUGUUGCCAUGGUUUUAUUACUUAUAAUCUGAAGCGAGAGUCGUUUCAGGUCGGCUGCUGAGUCAUUUUUCUUGCUGUCAUGACUAUCAAAACUUAAAAGAAACUAUUUUUCAGUGAAGGCGAUGGAAUGAAAACCAAUUCGAAUUCACCACUUGGCGACGAUCCAUUGAGCUCAUUGAGGACGAUUCGACGGGUUUUAAUCGAUAAAAUGAACCGAUCUACUGAGGUGAGCGAGAUGCUCGUAGAUUUUGUGACUAGGAGCGCCCGACUUGAAACUACUCACGCGUCUGGACAAUUAAAAAAAUUAGAAAAAAGGCUCCGAGCCAUUUGAAAUAGAACAAUUAUAUUUAAAGGAAGGUCGCUCCAUCGAAGCCACCGUAUGCUUGCGGGCAACACAGAGAAUCGAUGAAUAUGAGGCUAGAAUUGAAGAUUUGGCGAUCCGACGGAGCAAUGCGUUGACUUUGGGCGAUUCUCAGCUGGUAUUUUUUGUUUUUUGAAAAAAUUGGGCAGGAAUUGAACCUGGAACCGCUUAGAAACAUAGAGACUGUACUAAGAAUCACUAAAAUUUUUUUUCGAAAGAUUUAUUUCAAAAAAAAAUAUGAAAAUUUCAGCGAAAGCUUUUUUCUUCACAUUUCUUGUAAUCCCUCUCAAAAUAAUUCAUAAAAAUUUUUGGCAAAAAGUCGAAUUUUCAAACAGUUGUAGUGUUGUAUCAGUGAACUAACACGAAAAGUAAUUUUACUGCGGAAAUGAGAUUUUCUUGAAAAUUGCCCCGAACACUUUUUUAUCCACCAGAUGAAGAUCCUAAAAGUCCUAAACUCCAUAACUUUCAAGUUUUCGAUUAAAAAAAAGGCUCAAACUCAAUGGAAAUGUUCAAAAUCCGUUAAAAUCACCCUUUUAUAGGCUUUGAGCCCUUUAAUUCUCAAAAACUAGAAAGUUGGCCACUUUGAGACUUUUCGAAUCUUGUUCUGGUACAACAAGAGGAGUUCUGGCCAAUUUUCAAAAAAUUCCAAAAGGAAAAGACCUUUUUAAACCGGCAUCCAUUGGACUGAGACGCUUUUUGAUUAAUUUUAAUAUAAUAAUUUAUUUACAGGCAGAACGAAAUAACAUGUACAAAAAAAGAAGGGAAGAAUUGGCAUAAAAGCCUUAAAUAAAUAAAUAAAAGGCACUUGAGGCCCUCACGAUCCUCUGAGCCAGUAUUGAAAGAUGAUGAGGUCAGAAUAAGAAUCGAGGAUUGUACAGAGUUUAAAAAAAAAGUAAAUAGAAAAGAAAGCAUUAUAAAUUAUGACACAGUGUAGCACAGGUGAAUGGGGAAUUUAAUUGGUUGUAAUGAUAUAAACACGAUUAGAUGGAUUAGAGUAGGGCUGAAGCAUGGGUACCUGGUUCAACGAAGUCUGCUGGGAAUAGAUCCAAAAAGGAAAUUGUUAUCGAGGGAUAGUAACAAAGACCUGAAACGAUCUGGAGAGACAUUGAGGUUUCCCAAUGUGGCCAGUUUAUUCCAAAGAGGGAUGAACGUCUCAAAGAAAUUUUCGAAACGAAUCCCUACUCUGGUAAGACGUGAUGGAGCACGUGCUGAAUUUGAUCUCCUGAAAACACUGUGAGCAACUGGCAAAUGACUCUUCUUCUGAAAAGAGAGUUAGUGUUAAUUUGGGCUAAUCUAUCUUCGUAACUAGAAAACCUAAUGUUAGCUCUCAUAAAUGUUUGCCGAGUAAAUUGACGGAAGAUGUUUUCGAGAUCGUAGGAUUGUUCUGAAGCUAAAGGAGGAACGAACAACUCACAGCAGUAGUCCAUAUAGGGAGUUGCUGGAAAGCUUCCAAACGCCUUCCGAGGAACCGAAAGCAGAAGCUUCCCAACUUUUACCUGAGUCGGUUCCAAUCAAGGAUUUCCAGGCGGAAAGACACCGUUUGGCGAUGAUCGACUGCCGGGAUACUGUCCUUCGAGCCGUCCAUAUCGACUUAUUGCUGGAUCGAGAUGAAGUAAGUUCGGAUUACUGUACCCAAUGACGUCAUUUCGUGGUGAGACCCCAAAGUUUUACAGCUGCGAGCUAUCGGCGUUCAGUCGCAGUGGACAGAAGAAUGA
Messenger RNA from Caenorhabditis auriculariae, 6949 nucleotides. The record is from the annotation of a GenBank genome assembly. Lineage: Eukaryota; Metazoa; Nematoda; Chromadorea; Rhabditida; Rhabditidae.